This is a messenger RNA of Epinephelus fuscoguttatus (brown-marbled grouper), 3430 nucleotides long. RefSeq names its product GID complex subunit 4 homolog (gene gid4). The record is from RefSeq and is a predicted model, not a curated record. Gene Ontology annotation, biological process: protein targeting to vacuole; protein catabolic process in the vacuole; negative regulation of gluconeogenesis. NCBI's taxonomy places the organism in Eukaryota, Metazoa, Chordata, Actinopteri, Perciformes, Serranidae. The transcript is spliced from 6 exons. Gene Ontology annotation, cellular component: GID complex; extrinsic component of membrane. The coding region runs from base 130 to 819 and encodes 229 amino acids.
UGAAACGUUGCAAUAUCCCUCCCCAGUCCCUCCAGUAGUUUUCGGGACCUCGGGGAUUUUGUGCGGCUGGCAGCCCCUCUGUCAGGACCCUUUCUCUGUCCAGCUGUGGUGUGCUCUACCGUAAAGUUCAUGACGGUUGCUGACGGUGACACUUUAGCGCUCAUCAUGCCUGUCCGAGCAGAGUGCUGCAGCACCACCGGCUCGGCCUGUCCAUCCUCGGCCUCUCUUGUUCCUCCUGCCCCGAUCAACACCUACCAGCCGGGGGUGGCCACCUCGCUGCUGUACAGCGGCUCACAGUUUCGGGGCUAUCAGAAGAGCAAAGGCAACUCAUACGACGUUGAGGUUGUUAUGCAGCAUGUGACUGUGGAGGACUCAUAUUUGUGUGGAUACCUGAAGAUCAAAGGCCUGACUGAGGAGUAUCCAACUCUCACAACAUUCUUUGCUGGUGAAAUUAUUAGCAGAAAAAGGCCUUUUUUAACCAGGAAGUGGGACGCAGAUGAGGACGUGGACAGAAAGCACUGGGGCAAGUUUCAGCCUUUUUACAAAUUUGCCAAAAGCUUCAACUCGGACGACUUUGACUAUGAAGCACUGGAAAACAGUGAUUAUGUCUUCAUGAGGUGGAAGGAGCAGUUCCUAGUACCAGACCACACUAUCAAAGACAUUAGCGGUGCCUCCUUCGCUGGCUUCUAUUACAUCUGUUUCCAGAAGUCCACAGCCACUAUAGAAGGGUAUUAUUACCAUAGGAGCUCAGAAUGGUACCAGUCUCUAAACCUAAACCAUGUCCGAGAGCACAGUAUGCCUAUUUAUGAGUUUCGGUGACAAACGCACACAAGAGUUUCAAGUCGAGGAGGGGGCGGUUCACACUGCCCCGUGGUUAAAUGGGACGGGAACUACGGAGAGCCCUUUAGUGCCAAGAUUGGAGCUGACCCAUUUUCCGCUGUGAGGAAAUAAAACAUGUGGUCAGACACUCUUCUGAUGGACUGAGAGGAAGAGGGCACGGAGAGAGAAGAGUUGAAAGGAAGACAAAGAUCAGCGACAGAUGGACGGUUCUUACAGUCACUGUGGAACUCAUGUUUACCUCAGAUUUCAUUUUUUUAAUUUUGUCCUUUUUUUGGUCUGUUUAUUUGAACUCUGUGCUACCUGAUUUCUUUGCGCUCUCAUAGGAUAUGACUCCCUGUCGAUGGACAUUGAAGUAUGUUUUCCUUCAGCAGAGACACGCAACAUAAUUGCCUUUCAGCUUAGAGUUGCAAAAGAAAAGAGUCUAAAUGGUAUACAUUUUGUGGAAAGAGUUUGUUCAGUCAAGCUUAAUUUAAAUAAUCUUUUAAAUAUACGACAAUAUCACUUUGAUGCCUCAGAGUGUUAAAUGCAGAGUAUGAUGGUGGGGUUGUUGCCAAAAGGUUGCAAAAGUAGCAGUGAUGAGCAAUGAUCUAGUUUUUAUGCAAGGUCUGUGGGACUGUAAGGUAUGGUCUGUUGCUCAGGGAUGGUGUGUUGAGCAAUACGUCUUCAGUGACUGAAAACCAACAGCUGAAUGUGAGAGUAAGAUUACAGUGAUGUUGACCUCCGAACAGGUCGUUAAAAGGUCCAGUGUGUAGGAUUUAUGGCAGAAAGGGAAUAUAAUAUAACACGUAUGUUCACUUUGGUGUAUGAUGACCUGAAAAUAAGAAUUUUGUUUUCCUUACCUUUUUAUAAGGAGCUGUUUGUAUCUAUAUAGGGUGCAGGUCCUCACCUGCUGAGCCCACGGUGUUGCACCACCAUGUUUCUACAGUAGCCCAGAAUGAACAAACCAAACACCAGAUAGGGCCUUUCGUGCUUUCAUUUUGGCUACUGAAGUUAGUAGGAUGACGAGCUAAACAGUGUCGGAAAAACACAGAUUUUUGAUGUAAAACUGCUUUAUCUGGUGUUUUUACCGGUUUAAAUCAUCAGUGCAUUUGUUUUGGAGAGGAAGAGACCUCUGCAGAUAAUUCGGCUCCUGGUAAAACCUCCUGAAUGUCUCUAGCUUAAGUUAUCAAAGGAGAAAGGUGAGCACACAUUAGCAGGUGCUGGGCUAGCUGGGCCAAACAGCAUCAAUCAAACACUGAUUUGUAACUUGAUUGGUUUUGAUCACCAUGUCUGUCUGUUAUCGAGAUGAAGAAAACUCUAAAAACCUCCUAAAAUUCAAAAGUGAAGGAAUCCUUAUUAAGAGUUCUAGUUUGGCACAUGGGAGAAGUUUCAGCUGGUUGCAAUCUGCAAUCCUCACCACUAGAUGCCACUGAAUCCUACACACUGCUCCUUUAACGGCCAAUAAUAUCCAAGCUGCUUUUUCAAACACAGUUGUCUCAACAAAAGUCUUCACAUGGCUUCACAUCCAGAUUUCUCUAUGCAAGCCAAAGGUCUCUGAUAGGUAGGAUUUCUAACAGCACCUAACUUAUUUUAUUUUCAGAUGAUUUAUCUUCCAGAGUAAUUUAUUUAUUUUUAAAACAAGAACGACCAGUCAAAUAACAGAAAAACAAGAAGUAGAUAAUUACAGUUGCCAGCGUUUGAAGCUCAGACAUGUGACUGUACAUUCCAACUCAAUUAGUUUCAAAAUGUAGAUUUUCAGUUGCGUAGUUGGUGUCGCCAAAUGGUAGACCAGAAGAUUAGAGAUUUUGUGGCACGUGUUGAGUUUGACUAACUGGACGACGAAAGCAAUGCAGUGAUUUGAAUGUUUAUCUUGAGUGCAGUCUGUCUGGAUACAAUCUCAGUUUUUGUUCUAGAAGCAAUUAAAUGUGUCUGAGUUUAUUUUAGUGCAUUUUUGUCUGAACCUCUAAACAAAGGCACAGCAGUUGGAUGACAUGGAAGAAGCUUCACAUAACAUGCUUAUCUGUAUAAAAAGCACCUUUUGUGGCUCAUGGAGAAAAGUUUAAAAUAGGAAAGCGAUGGAGGAAGAAUAAAACCUCCUUUGAAGCUGCCUUACACUUUUAAAUGUUUGUAAAGCUCUUUUUUUUAAAGAACAAUUAUUAGGCUAGUAAUGUUUUAUUUGAAUCAUGAAAGUAUAUUUGUGUUGGAGAGAAACUGUGCAAAAAGAAUGACGGAACUUUUUAUCAGCCUGAAGGUUCGUCUUGAUAUAAAAGUCACGUGUUGGAGAGUGCAUGUACUCCGCCUGCCUCUGUGUUGCUUCUAGACUUUCAGCUGACUCAGUCGCUUGCAGCAUGACAAGUGGAUUUGACGGGUUGUGGGAAUGGUGUUGGCACUAUAAUUGUUUGUGUUUUUUUAACUCAAGUGUGCAGAAUGAAGAUGUUUCAAUCCGAAUGACUUCAUACAGAAUGUGCAAUGUAAGAAACAGAUGUUUAUUUGGGAUUGUGUCGUUAAAAGUCUUGACUGAAUCCACCUGAUGUAAAGAAGAUGAUGUAUGAUAAAUCAGCUAUGAGUACAUUGUGAGAGGAGAAAUAAAGAGUGAACUAUUUCAUACACA